This is a messenger RNA of Hypanus sabinus (Atlantic stingray), 4892 nucleotides long. RefSeq names its product tight junction protein ZO-3-like. Gene Ontology annotation, biological process: protein localization to cell-cell junction; establishment of endothelial intestinal barrier; cell-cell adhesion. The transcript is spliced from 21 exons. The coding region runs from base 120 to 2909 and encodes 929 amino acids. The record is from RefSeq and is a predicted model, not a curated record. Gene Ontology annotation, cellular component: bicellular tight junction; plasma membrane. Gene Ontology annotation, molecular function: cell adhesion molecule binding. NCBI's taxonomy places the organism in Eukaryota, Metazoa, Chordata, Chondrichthyes, Myliobatiformes, Dasyatidae.
UAGAAAAGUGGAGAGUCUCCAGAAAACCAGGAAAUAAACAGAAGGAGAGAGAGAGAGAGAGAGAGAGAGAGAGAGAGAGAGAGAGAGAGAAAUCGGAAAAAUGAGAGGAUAGUUGCAAAAUGGCUGUCAGAUUCCAGGAUCAGUUCCCAGAAAUGGAAGAAACUCUGAUCUGGGAGCAGCAUACAGUGAUGUUAUAUAGGGAUCCAAAGAUAGGAUUUGGCAUUGCAAUAUCUGGAGGGAGAGACAAGCCCAACAGCAGCACAGGGGAGACCGCCAUUUUGGUUUCAGAUGUCAUUCCAUCAGGACCAGCUGAAGGAAAGAUUCUGAUAAAGGACAGAAUCGUGAUGGUGAAUGGCGUUUCCAUGGAAAAUGUACUUUCUUCAUAUGCCAUCCAGUGUCUGAAGAGUUCUGGAAAGGCUGCUAACAUUACUGUGAAGAGGCCUCGUAAAGUACAGAUCCCGGUGACUAAUUCAGCACCACCAGGAGGAUCCUUCUAUUCAAACCACUCAAAUCAAUCCGACUACGCGCACGAUGAUGCCUCUGAUGAGGAUGAGGACUAUGAUCCCGCUGACAGGAAUUUACGAAGGAGUCAGAACCAAAAUUUGUACCAUGAGGACUAUCGACACAGUGACCCGGACCAGUACUCUGACAGGGACCACAGCUACAAUCGAAGUCCAAGUCCCUCAAGGAGUUAUGAUCGAAGCCCUAGCCCCUCAAGGAAUUACAACCAUCAACACAACAACCAUAACCACGAUGACAGGGUGUAUAGGAGAGAAGGCAGCCCAGCCUGGAGCCACCAUGACGAGACUCACCAACCUGCCAUAAAGAAACCCAUCAAGAGCUUCCUCAUUAAAAAUAGUAAUAAUGAAGAAUAUGGAUUGAGGUUGGGAAGUCAAAUUUUCAUUAAACACAUGACAUCAAGUGGUCUUGCCUCAAAAGAAGGGGUCUUACAAGAGGGAGACGUCAUACUGAAGAUUAAUGGUAUAGUGACAGAGAAUAUAUCUUUAGAAGAUACAAAGUCAUUAAUUGAGAGAUCGGAGGGAAAGCUGAGGCUGGUGGUUCUUCGGGAUAACGAACAGUUUCUGGUCAACAUCCCAGAGCUGGAGGACAGCGAGGAAAACAGCUCUGGACUGGAAGAUAUUUCAGAUUUGGAGCCUGAACGAUCAGAUUCACCCCCCAUCAUUGGACCAGAUCCAGCCAACAAAAUGAAGACCAACGAAAGCCUCAGACCAAGCAAAAACCCAGUGACAGAGAUGGGUUUCAGUCCUGUACCCACUAUACCCCAUUACGUCAUUGAGGAUGCAACAUAUGCUGUCCCUGUAAAGGCAGCAAACAGAAGACCACCAGAUGAGUAUAAUGUUGGUUACAGCCCAGCCAUGAAGGUUGUGAGGUUUGUGAAGGAUGCCAAUGUUGGCUUGCAGCUGGCUGGAGGCAACGAUGUUGGAAUAUUCGUUUCUCGGGUUCUCGAAGACAGUCCUGCUGCCAAACAGGGAAUCCAGACAGGAGAUCAGAUUUUAAAGGUGAACGACGUCAGCUUUCAAAACCUCACUCGUGAAGAGGCAGUGCUGCUUAUGCUGGACAUACCAAAGGGACAGCAAGUGGAGAUUAGAGCUCAGAGGAAGGAAGACAUUUUUAAAAAAAUGAUCAACUCAAAUGUUGGUGACUCUUUCUACGUGCGAACCCACUUUGAACACGAAGUGGAAGGACCUCAGGAACUAAGCUUCAGGAGAGGUGAUGUAUUCCGAGUCAUCGACACGAUGUACAAAGGGAAGUUGGGAGCGUGGUAUGCUGUGCGAAUUGGCCGAGACCUUACGGAGCAACAGAGAGGCACCAUCCCCAACAAGAACAGGGCUGAACAGAUUGCCAAAGUUGAAAUGCAGAAAGCUUCAUCGAGUACCUCAGCUGGAGCUCGGGCAGAGUUCUGGAAAAUGCGUGGCCUGAGAGGGGCCAAGAAAAAUAUCCGGAAAAGCAGGGAUGACCUUUCAGCCUUGACGAUCCAGGGCAAGUUUCCACCCUACGAAAGGGUUGUCCUGAGAGAAGCCAGUUAUAAAAGGCCUGUGGUGAUUCUUGGACCAAUUUCAGACAUUGCUACUCAAAGUCUGGUCAGCGAGCUGCCUGACCAGUUUGAGCUUGCCCAAACGAUGCCGAGGAAUUCUGAAGAGGGAUCAUCGUCCAUCAUCAAACUUGAAACUGUGCGACUUAUCUCUCAAAAGAACAAACAUGGACUACUUGACAUCACACCUUCUGCUAUUGAGCGACUAAACUAUGUGAAGUGGUAUCCGAUUGUGGUGUUCUUCAAUCCGGACAAUAAGCAGGAGGUAAAAGCCAUGCGGCAGCACCUCUUCCCUCAGUCACGGAAAAGCUCUAAGAGUCUCUACGCACAGGCUGUAAAACUGAGGAAGUACUGGUCUCAUCUCUUCACAGGUACAAUAAACCUGAAUUCUGGUUCUAGUGCGUGGUUUGAAACACUGAAAUCAACAAUCAAAGAUCAGCAGACACAGCCAGUGUGGUUUCCUGAAGAAAAGACUGAAGAAACAGUUACUGAGGAUAUAGAAUUGAUGAAUCGAUCACACAGCGUGAGUAUGGAUUACCUGAGCUGUGAGGACAGCAGAGCCAACAGUGAUUACGAGGACACAGAUGCAGAGGGAGGGGCAUACACAGAUAAUGAACUGGAUGACGGGCUAGAUGCACCUGCAAUCACUAGGUCCUCAGAACCCGUCAGGACUGUUGCAUCUCAACUGCCCACAAUGGAAACUCAGGUAAAGCCUCAGGGUCAGUACAGGGAUCCUUAUUAUACCAGGCCAAGCAAACAGGAUCUCAAUGCAAUCAAGUAUAGACGAGAUCCCGUCUAUAGCUCUGAUGAAGAGGAUGAUGAUGAUGAAUGGAAUGGACCAGCCACCGAAUUGUAAGCGGUGUUCCGUGAAAAAAAAACACUCCACCAACAGAACAAUGUUUAAAAAUAAUCAGUGUUUAGCUACUGUUAUAUACCAAACUUUGUUUAUAACUGCUUCAUGGCUGUUAAUUUUUAAAUAAAUGUAAUAAAUAACUAAAGUAUAAGCCUUUUCUGUAACUAUGUAAAAUUAAGGGACCUCAGUGUGAUACUUAACCUCUCCAAAAAUCAAUGGACUGUUGUAUUCACCAUAGUACAUGUCUGGAUGAUUCUACAUUCAUUUCUUGGCCUGCAUGAAAUUAAUUGAUCAUCAUGAUGGUCACUUUUGGACUAUAUUAUCCUAGAAAUUAAUGGCAUGAAAGCAUUUGUUCCAUUUUGUACAUGGCUGUCACAAAAGUACCAUUAGGUAAAUCAUACUUCCCAGUUCUUGGCCUGUGGCUCUUUGGGAACUUCAUGUGCUCAUUCAGGAAUAUUUCAAAUGGGAUUGGUAAAUGUUCUCCUUCUACGUCAAUCACCACAGUAGCAUAGCAGUUAGCACAACAGUAUUACAGCUUGGGAGGUUUAAUCCUGGUGUCCUCUUUAUGGAAGGCUCAGGUUUCCUCUGGGUGCUCGCUUUCCCUCCACAGUCUAAAGCUGGACCAGUUAGUAUGUCAACUGGUCAUUGUAAAUUGUCCCAUGAUUAGGGUUAAAUCAGGGGUUACUGGCAGUGUGACUCAAAGGGCCUAUUCUACAGUGCAUCUCUUUAAAAACAAAAAAAUCAAUAACUUUUGAUAUAAAAUAAUUGCUUCCAUUCAAUUACAUGUGCUACCUAAGCAUUCAGUGGAGAACAGUGCAGAAAUAGGCACCCUUAAGAGUAGUCAGGCUCAAAGAGAAUGGAGGAACAUAAACUCACUGAUCUUUUAGACCAUAAAUAUUCCAGAUAUGACCAUGAGUUAGUGAUCUCAGCACCUUGGCUUGUGGUGGAGUUCUAAAUUACAUUAGCUGGAAUUAUUUAGUGCAGCUAUUACUGCACAUUAGGAAAAAAAUAGACAAAUCUUCUUAAAUAUAUAUAGAAAUUCUUCUACAGAUAAAUAAUCUGCUUAUGCUAAAUAAGUUUGGCUUGUCUCAAUUCCCAGUAAGCUUAUGACCAUGACAUCAAUUUUAAUUCUCAAUCGGAGAGGGCACAGGAAAUGCUGAAAAAUGCAUUUACUUUCUUUCACAGUAACUUUCAGAGCAACAUAAGUUGGGACAUUUAUGGCUGCCUUAUUUAUGUAGAAACAUCAUCAUAAUCCCUUUCAAAUAUAGCUUACUGCAGAAACUCCAGAAUCACAAGCAUCAUCUACAAGUUUUCUUGUCAGACAGGUUGUGUUUGUGUUUUUUCUUACACCAAAUAAUGAACUUUAUAUUGAUCAGACUGAUCUGUUUCUGUGAAAUAGUUUGCAUAAUACUGUCAUUUGCCAGAUUCAGAUAUCCACCCUUACUGCAAUUAUAGAGCUCUAUAAUCAAGGCAGCACAGCUUCAUAUACUAGUGGCAGUGAGCAUGAAAUGCUCUCAAGACAGCAUUGAGUGUAACAGGUCACCAUUGUCCCUGGAGCAGAACAUACAACCUUGUGAUUGAGCUACAUUGCCAGUACCAUACAAAGGAGUUCUAUUGUGUCUUUCAGCUGAACCAGGAAAACUUAAUACUGACUUUUACUGCCUGAAGUGGGAGUGUUUCCUCACCUAGACCCUAGAGCAGAGGGCAGGAAUGCUGAAAGUAUGUGCGUCACUUGCUUGACAGGCUAAGAAUUAACUCUUUAGUCCCAGCACUAAAACACAAUGUGUGGAUGGUGGGAUAAGUAGCAUUCCAGGUGCAGUUUAAGUAACUCCAGCUUGUUGAUGAGGGAUGAUAGUGGAUCACAGGUCUGUGCUGCGUAUCCAUUUCCUUAUAAUAACAGUUCUAAGUCCUGAUAUCUUCUCAUGCUAAGCAACUGUUUUUGGAAGAUUUUCAAUAUAUAUUUCAAUAAAAUGUGUAUUUUUUCUA